This is a messenger RNA of Verticillium alfalfae VaMs.102, 1221 nucleotides long. RefSeq names its product mannose-6-phosphate isomerase. Gene Ontology annotation, molecular function: zinc ion binding; mannose-6-phosphate isomerase activity. Lineage: Eukaryota; Fungi; Ascomycota; Sordariomycetes; Glomerellales; Plectosphaerellaceae. Bases 1 to 1221 code for a protein of 406 amino acids. The transcript is spliced from 2 exons. Gene Ontology annotation, cellular component: cytosol. The record is from RefSeq and is a predicted model, not a curated record. Gene Ontology annotation, biological process: GDP-mannose biosynthetic process; carbohydrate metabolic process.
AUGCCGUCCACAGACCGUAUCUUUCAGCUUAGCGGCACAUGCAACAAUUACGAUUGGGGCAAAAAGGGGAGAGACUCCCUCGCUGCCCGCCUCUGUGCCAAUACGCCGAAUACAGAUUUUGAGAUUGACGGUGAUCAACACUACUCAGAGAUGUGGUUCGGCGACUACCCAGACUUUCCUGUCCGUGUUCUCUCCACAGGAGAGCUUCUGGCAGAUGUCCUCCAAAAAAAUAAUAUGACUUUAUUGGGGGACAAGGUCAACAAAGAACUCAACAGACAACUGCCCUACCUCCCCAAAAUUCUCUCUAUCAACAAAGCCCUUCCCCUACAGAUGCAUCCGAACAAGGAGCUGGCGGCCAAGCUCCACAAAGAAGACCCCCAAAAGUUCACCGACCCCAAUCACAAGCCCGAGAUCGCCAUCGCACUAUCUGAUUUUGAGGUCUUCGCCGGCUGGAAGCCGACCAAGCUGAUUGCCCCGCUCUUCAACAUCCCAGCCCUCCGCGCCUUCAUCCCCAACGCCACCUCUCCGUGGACGCAGUCAACUCUGCGUGAAGCUACGCGCGCGAUUCUCCUCGCGAAUGACGACAAGGUUGUUGCGGCACAAGACGCCCUGGCGCAGCUCUCACGCGACGACCUCGGCGAGAACAAGUACAUCCUCGAUCUGUUGCCCCGGCUAAAGCGGGACUUUGGCGCGCAGGAUCCCGGCAUCCUCGUGGCGGUCGUCUGCAUGAAUUUUAUGAAGCUCAAGGCCGGCGAGGCGUUGUUCAUCCCGGCCGACGGCAUCCAUGCUUACCUCUCCGGCGACAUUGUGGAGUGCAUGGCACGGAGCAACAAUGUGCUCAACACGGGCUUCUGUCCCAAGGGCGAUCGGGACAACAUCGACUUGUUCAGCGAUGCGCUGACGUUUGCUGUGCACCGCCCGUCGGAUGCAGUUCUUCCAGCGAAGCGAAGCGAGCGCGGCACAAAUCGCAAGACGCUCCUUUACAGGCCCCCGCUCAGGGAAUUUGACAUGCUCUUGACGAACCUGCAGGAAACCGAUGAGGAGGUCAUUUCAAAGGGCCAGGGCCCUGGCGUUGCGAUUGUUACCAAGGGCGAGGGCGUCCUCGAGGGCGAUGGCCAGGGGUUUGAUGUGAAGGAAGGGUUUAUCUUUUUCAUUGCGCCGGAAGUCGAGGUGAAAUGGCGAAGCAAAGGGGGGUUGCAAGUGUUCACGACGGUCGUGUAA